UAAUGAGGAUCUUACAGCCAGAGAGACCUGCAAGACUGGCUUCUCGGAAGAAGAUUACACAGCAUUAAUCUCCCAGAAUAUUCUGGAAGGAGAGAAGCUACUGAAAGUCCAGUUCCGCAGCUGUUUGGAGACCCAGGGGACACGGUAUGAGACCAGCAGCAUGGACUUCAAAGUCGGGGCAGACGGGACGGUCUUCGCCACCCGGGAGCUGCAGGUCCCCUCUGCACAAGUGGCGUUCACGGUGACCGCGUGGGACCACCAGUCAGCUAAGCGAUGGGACACCGUGGUGCGACUGCUGGUGGCCCAGACCUCGUCCCCACACUCUGGACACAAGAAGGGAGAGAAGAACGUGGCACUGGGCCCCUCACAGCCUCCCGACGACACACUGCUGCCGUGGCCCCGGCCGCACGACUCCCACGGGCUGAAGCGGCAGAAGCGGGACUGGGUCAUCCCGCCCAUCAACGUGCCCGAGAACUCGCGUGGACCCUUCCCACAGCAGCUGGUGAGGAUCCGCUCCGACAAGGACAAUGACAUCCCUAUCCGGUACAGCAUCACGGGUGUGGGCGCCGACCAGCCCCCCAUGGAGGUCUUCAGCAUCGACUCCAUGUCUGGCCGGAUGUACGUCACCCGGCCCAUGGACAGGGAGGAGCGAGCCUCCUACCACCUGCGCGCCCACGCGGUGGACAUGAACGGGAACAAGGUGGAGAACCCCAUUGACCUGUACAUCUACGUCAUCGACAUGAACGACAACCGCCCCGAGUUCCUCAACCAGGUCUACAACGGCUCUGUGGACGAGGGCUCCAAGCCAGGCACCUACAUCAUGACGGUCACAGCCAACGACGCCGACGACAGCACCACGGCCAACGGGAUGGUGCGGUACCGGAUCGUGACCCAGACGCCCCAGAGUCCCUCCCAGAACAUGUUCACCAUCAACAGCGAGACCGGGGACAUCGUGACAGUGGCAGCCGGCCUUGACCGAGAGAAAGUCCAGCAGUACACGGUCACCGUGCAGGCCACAGACAUGGAGGGGAACCUCAACUACGGCCUGUCCAACACAGCCACGGCCAUCAUCACCGUGACAGAUGUGAACGACAACCCGCCCGAGUUCACCACGGGCACGUUCUCCGGGGAGGUCCCUGAAAACCGGGUGGAGACGGUGGUUGCAAACCUCACUGUGGCGGACCGAGACCAGCCCCACUCGCCAAACUGGAAUGCCGUCUACCGCAUCAUCAGCGGAGACCCCUCCGGGCACUUCAGCGUCCGCACAGACCCCGUCACCAACGAGGGAAUGGUCACCGUGGUGAAGGCGGUCGACUACGAGCUGAACAGGGCCUUCAUGCUGACCGUGAUGGUGUCCAACCAGGCGCCCCUGGCCAGCGGCAUCCAGAUGUCCUUCCAGUCCACGGCGGGCGUGACCAUCUCUGUCGUGGACGUCAACGAGGCCCCCUACUUCCCCUCGAACCACAAGCUGAUCCGCCUGGAGGAGGGUGUGCCCGCCGGCACCGCGCUGACCACCUUCUCGGCAGUGGACCCCGACCGGUUCAUGCAGCAAGCCGUGAGAUACUCGAAGCUCUCGGACCCGGCGAACUGGCUGCGCAUUAAUGCCUCCAACGGCCAGGUCACCACCGGGGCCGUCCUCGACCGCGAGUCCCUGUACGUCAGGAGCAACGUCUACGAGGCCACCUUCCUGGCAGCCGACAACGGGAUCCCCCCGGCCAGCGGCACCGGGACCCUGCAAAUCUAUCUCAUCGACAUCAACGACAAUGCUCCGGAGCUGCUGCCCAAGGAGGCGCAGAUCUGCGAGAAGCCCAGCCUGAGCGCCAUCAACAUCACCGCGGCCGAUGCCGACGUGGACCCCAACGUCGGCCCCUACGUCUUCGAGCUGCCCUUCGUGCCGGGCGCCGUGCGCAGGAACUGGACCAUCACCCGCCUCAACGGUGACUAUGCCCAGCUCAGCCUGCGUGUCCUGUACCUGGAGGCCGGGGUGUACGACGUCCCCGUCAUGGUCACCGACUCCGGGAACCCGCCCCUGUCCAACACGUCCGUCAUCAAAGUCAAGGUGUGCCCGUGUGAUGAGAACGGCGACUGCAGCACCGUGGGCGCAGUGGCGGCGGCAGGCCUGGGGACGGGCGCCCUGGUGGCCAUUCUCAUCUGCAUCGUCAUCCUCCUGACCAUGGUCCUGCUGUUCGUCGCGUGGAUGAAGCGCAGGGAGAAGGAGCGCCACACGAAGCAGCUGCUCAUCGACCCCGAGGACGACGUGCGCGACAACAUCCUCAAGUACGACGAGGAGGGCGGCGGCGAGGAGGACCAGGACUACGACCUGAGCCAGCUGCAGCAGCCGGAGGCCAUGGAGCACGGGCUGAGCAAGGGCCCCGGGGUACGGCGCGUGGACGAGCGGCCUGUGGGCGCUGAGCCCCAGUACCCGGUCAGGCCCGUGGUGCCCCACCCAGGAGACAUCGGCGACUUCAUCAACGAGGGGCUUCGAGCAGCCGACAAUGACCCCACGGCACCCCCCUACGACUCCCUGCUGGUCUUCGACUAUGAGGGCAGCGGCUCCACGGCCGGCUCCGUCAGCUCUCUGAGCUCAUCCAGCUCAGGGGACCAGGACUACGAUUACCUAAACGACUGGGGGCCCCGGUUCAAGAAACUGGCAGACAUGUAUGGAGGCGGCGAGGAGGAUUAACUGACCCCACGUCCUCGGACCACGCUGAGAACAGCACCUGGACGCCGGCGGAGCGGGACUGGACAGAGCAGCCGGUGGCCCGCCGUCCCUGCGGACGUGUCAUUUAGUGGUGUGUUAGGAGGUCCCUCCCCAGCCCAGCCCUCCCCGACAUCGAGCCGUCUAGCAUGAACUCACCCCGCGGCGCCCUGCACGCGGCGGCCGCUGUCACAGCGCUGACCUACCACUCCCAGAGAGCGAGGGGCACUGUCUUAACUUGAAUUUCCUAGUACAGAAGCACUGUUGUAAAAAUGAAAGUGCCUUUUGGUACACGUAUCAGAUUCCCUCAAACUCAGGAGUGACCGAGGCAGGCAGACCAAGGUCCCCACUGCACUCCAGCCCCAAGGCCCGGCCAGCUCCAGCCCGAAGCCUCUGGACGGGAAGGGUCACGUGUCCGUCUUCCCCACCCCUUUUUUCUUUGUCUUUUAUUAAGAAAGAGAAAGCGGGUGCCCAUCUUAGAAACAGCCUGGGGUCCACCCCCUGCAGAAUCUGCUCUAAGUUCUCUCCUGGGUCCCCUUGGGGUGCCCCAGGCCAGCAGGGGAGACGUAGCCUUCAGCAGCAGGAAGUCCCCGAGGUGGCCGAGUCCCUGCCAACCAAAGGCAAGACUGUGACCUGGUUUUCACGAAGUCCCGACUCCCCACUCCCAGGCAGCGGGACUGGCCGGGCGGGUGGGGUUCCAGGCAAGUGUGCAGCUCUCCUCUCUGCCCUCAGGCGCCCUAGCCACCGUAAGAACUCCCUUAGGCCACCUGUCACCAAAUGCCACCUGGCCUCCUCUGCCUGUGGUCCAGGAGGGUACGCUGUCCCCAAAACCAGCCAGUGCCCUGCAGGGCCUUGGCAUGAGCCUCUGCCCGGCGCUCACACAGCAGGAGCCCUGCUGAUGCCGGCAGCAUACGCCCCCGGGCCCCGGCAUGCCCUCCACCUCAACUGCACAGACGCCAGGGAGCCGACGCACCCCCGGCCAGGCCGGCAGCCGGCCUCCCAGCU
Messenger RNA from Tupaia belangeri chinensis (Chinese tree shrew), 3703 nucleotides. It is a transcript of the gene CDH4, whose product is annotated as cadherin 4. NCBI's taxonomy places the organism in Eukaryota, Metazoa, Chordata, Mammalia, Scandentia, Tupaiidae. Bases 161 to 2683 code for a protein of 840 amino acids. Gene Ontology annotation, biological process: adherens junction organization; cell-cell junction assembly; cell migration. Gene Ontology annotation, molecular function: cadherin binding; beta-catenin binding; calcium ion binding. The record is from RefSeq and is a predicted model, not a curated record. Gene Ontology annotation, cellular component: catenin complex; plasma membrane; adherens junction. The transcript is spliced from 15 exons.